AUGAUCAUCGGCCGUUUGCACGCAAUCCCAAACUGGGACAUCGUAAGCACUUCCAGUGCGGAGUCGGAUGACCUACCGUCUCUGACGGACGCGGAGUGGAAGAACUUGGAAGACAGGCAGUACAAGUUGAACCCUUUGUGGCCUGAGAAUGUCUCAGACUCGCUCCCCCCCGAACUCCAACCGUUUCUGCUGUCGCGCCCAGUUGGCACUCAGCAUCUACAAGACAACAAGGCCAAGCUGGCUAGGGAUGAUGAGAAAGAUCAUUCCAUCAGCGAAGAAUCUUCCUUGUUUUGGGACGACGAGAUGGACCACACCAACGAAGAGUCUUCCCUUUUCGGGGACUCGGAUGAGACAGACCACUCCAUCAACGAAACGUCGACACCCGCAAGUUUGCCGCGGGACCGCAUAUCAUUGCCUAAUGUCGGGUUCCAGCCUCCUGUUGGGCAGCAUUAUGCUUGGACGCCCUCUCAUGUCGGGUUACAGCAUCCCGGGGUACAGCAUGUUGCUCGGAUGCCAUCUAGUGUGAAUUUCCAGCCUCUCCCUGGACCGCAUUAUUAUUGGAUGCCGCCAAGUCAGGGGGCCAACGGCAUGAUCAUGAUGCCACCUUCGAACCUGACAUGUCCCUAUGCGAUGAACACCGCAUUUCCACCAAGCACUCAAUUCUACCCACCUGCCAAUGCUUCCACAGCUCCACCCCCGAGCACGUCAUCAUUUAGGCAUCGUACAUACAUACCGAGGACGGGGAAGUGGACACAGCGUUGA
Suillus subalutaceus is the source of this 762-nucleotide messenger RNA. RefSeq lists its product as uncharacterized. NCBI's taxonomy places the organism in Eukaryota, Fungi, Basidiomycota, Agaricomycetes, Boletales, Suillaceae. The coding region runs from base 1 to 762 and encodes 253 amino acids. The record is from RefSeq and is a predicted model, not a curated record. The transcript has a single exon.